GCCACUCAUGAAUACCUAGAUUCACGCUUUCCUUUACUGUUGCCUAAUUUUCUUUCGCUCAAUUCCCCACUGUCCCACCACUAAUUCUUCUCUGGUGGAUUUGCUUCAUCCUUUGAUCAUCUCAUUUGUUUCGGCUUACCUCCAAUUCCCCCACUUAUCAGUAGAUUUAGUGCUGCAAUAAAGUUUUUGCACGGUUGUUUUCCUUGUCAAUGUAACUAGAUUGUGGACCUAAACAUCCUUCUGGUGUCCAUGGGCAUACAGAAGAUUUGGCAAUGGAAAUCAGGGGUUAGUAGUUGCCAUGGUUGGUUUCCUGUCUCAUUAAAAGGUGAGGGCAAGGAAAAGGAACAUGAUGACCCUCUUAAGGGGGCCAACUCGGGUGAUGAUCUGGAUGACUGUGAUUUCGAGGGAAUUGGCUGUGAGCUUGGCAUGGUGGAAGGUCAGAUAUGCAGUAUACCGUAUGAACUGUUUGAUCUACCGGAUUUAAGGGAGAUACUGUCGUUAGAGACAUGGAACUCGUGCUUGACAGAGGAAGAGUGGUUCUCUUUGUCAGCCUACCUUCCAGAUAUGGACGAAUGGACUUUCUGGUUGACUAUGAAAGAUCUUUUCAGUGGUAGUGAUUUUUAUUUUGGGAAUCCCGUGGCUACAUUUUUCAAAAGAUUGAGAAGUGGAUUUUAUCCUCCAAAGAUUUCUCGACUUAGAGAUUCCUUGCAGUUUCUUGAGAGGAGAAAAUAUUACCAUGCAAUAAGAUCUUAUCAUCACAAAAUGGUACAAAUGUUCAUAGACAUGGGAAGGUUGUGGGAUGAAUGUGACAUAAGUGUUGGCAUCCCCGAAAGAUUUUAUAUGUGGAGAACAAGGAUGAAAUGUGGGGAUGCCAAUACCAUUUUGCUUGACCUUAAUGCAGUGCCUAGUGAUGGAUAUUUGUUAACUGAGGAUGUUAACCCGGAUGCAGUCAUGCCCCAUUUACCAAAGAGAAUGAAAAUUUGGGAUAGUGUUAAAGAAAAAGCUAAUGUUGCCAGUGCAUCUGCCAAUGGAAUGAACACUAUUCUGCCAAACUGCAGUACAAAGGGUGUUCUGGAGGUUAAGACUACUGGCAGUGCGACUCACAGUUACAACCAAAAGAUGGUUGUGGAUGACCUUUUGGAACAAAUUCGACCGGUACCAAAGGGACUAUUGAAAGUAGUUCCCAAAGUUCCUUAUGUCUUACUCCAAGUAUCAAAAGUGUUCUCAAGAAGGUCACAGAAGGCAUUGCAUGUGGGUGCCCAAAAUUUACAGGUCCGCGUAGUGCCUAAUUUGCCAGCACCUGCGUACAUGGAAAAUGCAGGUAACUUUAGUGGGCCACUGUUUCUAUGGGAAAAGGUUUCCGGUGGCCAAAUGAACCCUGAGCAAUCUCGAAGUAUGUUAAUUCAUCAGGAUAGUGCUUUAAGAAGCCGUAGAUAUUUACAGGACUCUAGUGAAAGUAGAAGCAAGGAAGUUGACAUUGCUGAUUUAGGUAAACAUAAAUUGUUUGAACUUGAUGACGAAAGCGUAAUUGACUCAAAGGGAUACAAAUUUGAUCAGAAUAUGGGGCAUAACCUCGACAUGGGGAAGAAAGGAUUGUUUUCAUACCCAUUCACCAACCAAUAUCAUGAAGGAGAGAGGCAUACCAGAAUCAUGCAAAAAGAGUGUAUGGCCAUUCUUCCAAGAGUUCCUGGGGCAGUCUCGGGUUCAGGAAUUGAAGGAGGCAUGCAGGACAAGUUGAUGGCUUUUCCCAACCAAAUGAAGAACCCAAGUGAUUUUAAAGUUGAAAUUACAGAGAAGCCAAGUAAACCUAGUGGUUCAGAGAUCAAGUAUGAUACCCAUCCUUUGACAUACAAACGAAGAAAGCCCCAAGCAAAAAACUCGCCAGGCUUCACCAACUCACUGAUAACAGGUACUGAUAUAAGUUCUGUUAAUCCAAAUUAACCAAACCAACCUUUGGGGAGAAUGUGAAGACAUUGAAGAUAAAAUUCAUGGGUUGGGAAAACAUUCCUUUGAACAGGGAAUCUUGAACAGCAUGUAAGGCCUAGUAUGUAGUUAGCUCCUCCAUCCGAAUAUAAAAACCUCCCACAUCUUGUGGUAAAAUCACCCCUCUGUUAGAGGUUUCUUUUGUAUGUUUUAAGUCGGUAUAUAUGUCAGAAAGUUCUUAUUAUCGUCCUCAGAUUUUUGUCAACUUUUCUCCACAUAUAUUUUCACUGUAAAAUGUCAAUUAAGGGUAAUAUCAAUCCGAUCACGGCCAUUGUAUUUUCAUUUCAGUGAUAUGCACUAUAAGAUCUGAUGAAAGGUUUAGGACCAAAAUAUAAA
This is a messenger RNA of Hibiscus syriacus, 2319 nucleotides long. RefSeq lists its product as uncharacterized. The record is from RefSeq and is a predicted model, not a curated record. Lineage: Eukaryota; Viridiplantae; Streptophyta; Magnoliopsida; Malvales; Malvaceae. Gene Ontology annotation, cellular component: Ino80 complex. The transcript is spliced from 2 exons. Bases 250 to 1941 code for a protein of 563 amino acids.